Messenger RNA from Belonocnema kinseyi, 3395 nucleotides. RefSeq names its product peripheral plasma membrane protein CASK (gene CASK). The transcript is spliced from 20 exons. Gene Ontology annotation, biological process: regulation of neurotransmitter secretion; protein phosphorylation. Gene Ontology annotation, cellular component: plasma membrane; cell-cell junction. The record is from RefSeq and is a predicted model, not a curated record. The coding region runs from base 490 to 3360 and encodes 956 amino acids. Gene Ontology annotation, molecular function: protein kinase activity; signaling receptor binding; ATP binding. Lineage: Eukaryota; Metazoa; Arthropoda; Insecta; Hymenoptera; Cynipidae.
UCGCGCUUUGAUCUGCGCUCGUGUCGGUUUACUAUACGUGGGCACCGUGGGACAGCGCACGACCCACAGACAAUCUUUGCCAAAUACCACGAGGCCGAUUUGAAACCGGUCUUGUGGUUAUUAUCACAGUUUCAUCAGUACAGUCGAAUAAUCAGCAAUCAGCCACCCUUCGUACGUGCAUGACUUUGCUCGCCGGCGCUAAGCCCGGGAGCAGCCGAUGGCGUUCGACUAACACACGAUCCCAUGUCUUCAGAAAUCCACAAUUUCUCCUUAUUAUUGCAUUCGUCAAGUGUCAAUUCGCCGUCUUCAGUGUCAGUGACAAUAUCAGUGCGACAGUCAGUGUCAAGUGUAUAAAAUCAAAUGUGUAGAGUGCGUGUUGUCAGCGAGUGGUUCUAGGGGCGAGGCGGACUGUCGUCACAUCAACGUGACGACGUCAGUCUAGCAGUUUUAUCACAGAAGCUUUGAUUACUUUUCCGAAAAAAUAUCACAAUGGCAGAGGACGAGGUUCUCUUUGACGAUGUUUACGAACUGUGCGAGAUAAUCGGCAAAGGACCAUUCAGCGUAGUUCGGAAAUGCAUUCAUCGGCAAACGGGGCAGACAUUUGCCGUAAAAAUUGUCGAUGUGGCAAAGUUCACUUCGAGUCCAGGACUCAGCACAGCGGAUUUGAAACGCGAGGCGACAAUAUGUCACAUGUUGAAGCAUCCGCACAUAGUAGAAUUACUCGAAACCUACAGUUCCGAAGGCAUGCUAUAUAUGGUCUUCGAGUAUAUGGAUGGUUCGGAUUUAUGCUUCGAGGUAGUUAGGCGUGCAACGGCCGGAUUUGUGUAUAGUGAAGCUGUUGCUAGCCACUACAUGAGACAGAUCCUUGAAGCCCUGCGCUAUUGUCACGAGAACGACAUAAUCCAUCGAGAUCUGAAGCCGCAGUGCGCUCUUCUAGCCGGAAAAGAGAAUUCUGCUCCAGUGAAGUUGCGUGGAUUUGGUGUAGCGGUACAACUUCCUUCUUCACAGACCAACGGCGUUGGGCUGACAACAUCCAACUGCAAUUUCCCUUUCGAGGACCUCACCGACGUCGAGGAUUCGCUCGUGAGCGACACGGAGGACAACAUCGGACGUAUUGGAUGUCCACAUUUCAUGGCGCCGGAAGUAAUCAAACAUAGGCAAUAUGGAAAAGCAGGAGAUGUUUGGUCGGCCGGUGUACUGCUGCACAUAUUACUCACUGGUACCCUUCCUUUUGUUGGCUCUCAACAACGCUUACGAGAAGCUAUUUGCAGAGGAACUGUCCAGAUGGAGACACCAUUAUGGGGCACUAUUAGUGAGACGGCUAAGGAUCUGAUUCAGAGGAUGCUUACGACUGAUGUAAAUCACAGAAUUACUAUUCAAGAAGUUCUUAAUCACAAGUGGCUCAGAGAUCGUGACAAGGGAGCUGCACGAAUACAUUUAGCAGAAACUAUAGAAGAACUUAAGAAGUUCAACGCGAGACGAAAGCUGAAGGCUUCUGUGAAAGCAGCUGUUUCCUCUUCGAGGUGGCACACACACUAUUCAGAAACAAACGGUGAUAGUUACUUCGAAAUUGGUGAUGAUGAAAUCACGACAACAGGUGCAGUUGCUGAAAUUUUAGACUCACUUGAUGACAUAGAGAUACUUCAAGAGAGCGGUAGACUGAGUCGUAGUGAAAUCCUUUCCGCCGUUGACGAUUAUCAACUGCGAGCGAUAUUAGAGCUUUAUGACAGAAUUUCUUCUCGAAUGCCAUCGCCAUGUCGAGCCCCACAGGCGGAUGCUGUUCAACGAGCCCGAGAAGUUGAGGAAGUUCUUCGGGACGUCGACAGGUCAAACUUCAGAAAUAUCGAUCGUGGUGAUCUCAAAGAACUUCAGGAACUCCUUGUUCAGCCGCAUCUCAAGGCGCUACUUCAAGCGCAUGACGUGGCUGGCCACGACGUGUAUGGAGAAGAAGCAACGAGGGUCACUCCACCUCCUCUUCUACCGUACCUGAACGGCAGUGAUGACCUCGAAGGGCAAAACGGUGACCUAGACCUCGAAAAUGUCACCCGUGUCAGGCUAGUUCAGUUCCAGAAGAAUACGGACGAGCCCAUGGGUAUUACGCUCAAAAUGAAUGAAGAUGGAAAAUGUAUCGUUGCGAGAAUUAUGCACGGUGGUAUGAUUCACAGACAGGCUACUUUGCAUGUCGGGGACGAAAUUAGAGAAAUUAACGGGAUUCCAGUCGCAAAUCAAUCUGUCAAUGCCCUGCAAAAAAUACUUCGGGAAGCACGAGGAUCAGUAACGUUCAAGAUAGUGCCAUCAUACAGGAGCGCGCCGCCUCCCUGCGAGGUACAAGUAAGCCCCAAAAUCCGUGACCACUCCCCCACCCUCACUACAACAUCUGUUACUACUACCACCACUACCACUGCAACUACUUCCUUCUCGAUAUUCGUUCGGGCGCAAUUUGACUACGACCCAUUGGAGGACGAGUUGAUACCGUGUGCUCAGGCUGGAAUUGCUUUUAAAACCGGCGAUAUUUUACAAAUCAUAAGUAAGGAUGAUCACCAUUGGUGGCAGGCACGAAAAGACAACGCGGCUGGAUCCGCGGGUUUAAUACCAUCCCCAGAACUGCAGGAAUGGCGAAUCGCCUGUCUGGCAAUGGAAAAGAAUAAACAGGAACAAGUAAAUUGCUCAAUAUUUGCCCGCAAGAACAAGAAGUACAAGGAUAAAUAUUUAGCGAAGCACAACGCGGUUUUCGACCAGCUGGACCUGGUUACAUACGAGGAGGUUGUGAAGCUUCCCUAUCCCGCCUUUCAGCGUAAAACAUUGGUACUUUUGGGGGCUCAUGGAGUUGGCCGACGCCAUAUCAAAAACACUAUUAUAGCCAAGCAUCCUGAUAAAUACGCCUAUCCUAUUCCACAUACAACGAGGCCUGCACGAAACGACGAGGAAGAUGGACGCAAUUAUUAUUUCGUAUCGCAUGACGAAAUGAUGGCGGAUAUCGCUGCCAACGAGUACCUGGAAUAUGGCACUCACGAGGACGCCAUGUAUGGAACCAAAUUAGAAACGAUUCGAAAAAUUCACGAGGAGGGGAGAAUGGCAAUUUUGGAUGUAGAACCACAAGCGUUAAAAGUUUUGCGCACAGCCGAAUUUGCGCCUUAUGUUGUUUUUAUUGCCGCACCCGCAAUUGAAAAUAUUGCCGACUACGACGGAAGUCUAGAGCGCCUCGCGAAGGAGUCGAAUAUGUUGAAGCAGGCAUACGGCCACUUCUUCGACCUGACGAUCGUGAACAACGACAUCGAGGAGACGAUCGCGCAACUGGAGGCGGCAAUCGAGCGAGUGCACACAACGCCACAGUGGGUGCCAGUUUCGUGGGUCUACUGACAGCGGAUUUCGCCAAGUCGUUCGAUCUUGACUUC